UCGAGCGCUUCCCGCCCGCCACCUUCGGCGUCGCGCCGCGACAACCUGUUGGAAUGUUCAGAAUCGCCGCGAUCGUCGCUCUUUUAUUUUCCGCGCGCGACGCCGACUCAUCUUACCUAUUUAUAAAGUGCUGCGAAGAUGGAUACGUUCUCGACGAGGAGUUUAAUUGCUCGCGGCCGGUUAACGGAACGCCUGGAUCCGAAGUGCGCAUCUUGCCCAACGAGACCAGCUCGAUGCACCUGACUUGUCACAAAAAUGCCGAGGUGGGACCACCCGCGGCGAUCGACAGCGGACCCGACUCGACGAACGAUGUCAUCUGUCAAGAUGUCAACGCAAACGGAAGCCUCGUCACUGGAGUCUGCAGAGAGAUCUCAAAGAACGCAAUCGACGAGCAGUGCGACGGUUUGCUGACGCCUCUGAAAUUCUGGGGAGCCACCAUAGUGGUGUUCGCCAACCUCAUCUACGCGGUCCCCUACUUCCUGGUCAUCGUGCUUUUUGUUUUCGUCCCUGACCUCCGGAAUAGAGCCUACGACAAGGCUGUGCUGUGCUUCAACGUGUGUCAACUGUUGACGGUGGCGAUUUUGAGCGUCAUGGGGUAUUUUGUGCUCUGUCACAUGUCGGUUGGUACCGCAUACUAUGUCCUCGCUGGACUGUCGCUGAUGUUCCUGACCAUCUCCUCCGUGGUCUGGAUCUCCGUCCUUUGCUUCGACAUGACCCUGGUCAUCACCAGGCUCAGGUGGGUGCAUGCUGGGAACAAAGAUCUGGAAGAAAAACGGAAAUUCAGGGUCUAUUCUGCCUGGGCAUGGGGCACCGCAAUUGUGCCCACCAGCAUCGCUUGUCUUCUUGAACUCUCUCCACUAUUGCCAACGGAAUCUCUUGUCAGGCCCAAUUUUGUCAGGUUUGACGACGGGGCCAAUGUCGCCGUCAUCGUGUAUGUCAUCACCUUCCCGGUUAUCACCUUCAUCGCCAAUAAUGCCCUUUUCAUGUACACGACCUACAAGGUGAUUCGGAUGAAGAGGUCGGCGGCCUUGGCUUUAGAGAACAGAACCGAGAAGGCCACGAAGAAGUACUUCGUGUUCCUCAGGCUGUAUCUGCUUAUGGAUGCCCCCUGGCUCACCGGGGCCCUAGGGGCCAUUUUCGAAGAUCUUUGGAUUUUGAAAUUGUUCAGAAUUACGCAACCCAUACUUAUGGCUCUCGCCAUUUUGCCGCAGAAGAAGGUACGCCGCGCGUUCGCCUGCUCGAAAAAUACGAACAAUGAUAAUCGAAUCCCCACCAACGUCGUUAAUCCAAACACUUCGAAUGUAAACGAAUUCGUUACGAAUUGUUAAUUAAGACUGCUCGUGAUAUUUACAUAAAUACGAUGAUUAUUGCGACUGACCACAAGGUUAAGGCGAUGUGAAAGUGAGAUCAAGAGGUUUCGUUUAUGAUAAUUUUCUCCGAACUGGGUGUAUCAAAUAAUUUGGAACUUCACCUCGUGAUUACAGAAGUCCUAAUGAAGACCUUGAAACUCACGAAGUCUCAUUCAUUAAAAAAAAAAUUUUUUUCUUGUUCUUUUAUACAUUUGUUUAAAAUGAAAUUUCGCGAGUUUCAAAAUCUUCAUUAGGACCUUCACGUGUGAAAUUUUCGAAUUAUUCGGCCCAUCCAGUUUUAAGAAAAUUAAUAUGAAUAUUGAAUAUUUUGACUUUUUGGUACACAUGAAGACGUGAGCAAAGAAGUCAUAGUUGCAAUGCCAAUUUUUUUACGAAUAAAUAAUAAGAAAUCGUACGUGCAAAUGAAUCAAUUGAGACGUAUUCAAGGCCGGAUUACAGAAAUUUAAGUUAUGGGGAGUUCGGUUGCUUUAUAGCCAGAAGAGGUCGACCAAUUUGCGCCUGGGAGGAAAAGUGAGGUUAUAUAGGGGAUUCCUUGCCGUAUACGAGUACGUAGAAUUAAUAUAUAAAGGGGAAGGGCUCGAAAACGUACUGGAGGUAAGCAAUUCCCAAGGCGGUAAUGGUCACAGCGCGCUUCUAAUAGAAUCCGUAACUAGGUUAUACCGGGAUUGAAAUACUCCAUCCCGAGGACAAGCUUCUCUCUUCCUCGUCGGCGAACUCGUAAAUAUCCUUCGCCGUCGUCCUCGUGCAGGAAGCAUCAAAGCUCCGCCGGAGGAUUUCAGAAAAGGAGGGCCAAAACUUAAUAGGAUUCCCCGCUUUUUACCGGACGGCGUACAAAGAGAGAACCGAGUUGCAGGUACAAAGUAUCGCGUUAUUUCCUAUUUAUACUUUCCGUUUAGCGGAACAUUAAGGAGCAAGAUCAUUAAAUUCCCAAUUGAUCUAAGGAGUUCCUUGCAGAAGGAGGUCCCGACUCUCGCGGUCUUCCUUCCUGUAAAACGUAUUCUUGCGACAAUUUCCGCAAGUGAUCCAACAAUAAGCAACGAUAAGUGCGAAUCCUGGUGCGACCU
This is a messenger RNA of Orussus abietinus, 2434 nucleotides long. RefSeq names its product G-protein coupled receptor Mth2. Lineage: Eukaryota; Metazoa; Arthropoda; Insecta; Hymenoptera; Orussidae. The record is from RefSeq and is a predicted model, not a curated record. Gene Ontology annotation, cellular component: membrane. Gene Ontology annotation, molecular function: transmembrane signaling receptor activity. Gene Ontology annotation, biological process: cell surface receptor signaling pathway. The coding region runs from base 54 to 1328 and encodes 424 amino acids. The transcript has 2 exons.